Penicillium macrosclerotiorum is the source of this 1446-nucleotide messenger RNA. RefSeq names its product putative C6 transcription factor. Gene Ontology annotation, cellular component: nucleus. Gene Ontology annotation, biological process: positive regulation of transcription by RNA polymerase II. The transcript has 3 exons. Lineage: Eukaryota; Fungi; Ascomycota; Eurotiomycetes; Eurotiales; Aspergillaceae. The record is from RefSeq and is a predicted model, not a curated record. Gene Ontology annotation, molecular function: transcription cis-regulatory region binding; DNA-binding transcription factor activity. Bases 1 to 1446 code for a protein of 481 amino acids.
AUGAAUGAUCACAUUGCAUCAAUACUGCCCAAUCGAGGGAUAUCGGAUUCUUUCAACGACCCAGCUCCCUUGUUUGAAGAGGAGGACUUCUUGUCACCCGGCACAUUUUCCAGUGCGGACGAGUACGCUGCCAACCCGCGCUUCCUUGAAUUACAAGAAGAACUCCGCUGCGUGCUGUUUUCAGCGGUUGCGACUCUCGAUCCUAGCACAUACAACUCUCCAUUACCUUCAGAGCCAUUAGAAGGACGAAGUCCGCAAGGGACCCGGCAGAGUCUAGACUUCACUAGGGUAUCGAUCCCGAAAAUUCGACUUAUUUAUUAUCUCAAAAACUGGAUCACAGAAUGUGCACCUUAUCUGGACAAGUUCGACGAAUCACGUCACUUUGGAGUUCACAUUCCAAUUCUUGCUCAACGAUCGCCUGCCCUUUUUUAUGCCAUCCUUGCGUUUUCCGCUCGGCAGACCGAGCGCAAGGCGUGCCUUGACAAAGCCUACGACAGCCUAGAGCUCUAUCAGGAAUCCAUUCGACUAUUAGCACCAUGUCUUCAAGCGAGAGACCCAAAUGUACUGGUAACAGUGUGUAUUUUGGCUGUGAUGGAGCUAAUGUCCGUUAGCCCACGCGACUGGCGCCGUCAUGUCGAGGGGGGGCAUCUGCAGGCUGUGUUCUGGUGUUAUGUCCGCAUGGAGCUAUGCGGAGCGAUCAUUUCUAAUGGCUCAGAGAGGACUGUCCUGCCCCUUAACAAAUGGGUGCCUGCCAUGCCAGAAACAGCAGGUCCUAAUGAGAGAGAAACAAUCAUCAGGGAUUUAUUUCAUGAAAAAAGCCGUGCAUCGCCAGAUAUGCACGCUAAUUGGGCAGUCUACCUCUGUGCGAAAGCAUGCGAUCUAGCCUGUCGCCAAACACGACACUUAGAAUUAGGCGAGAUGGUUGAAGAUACGCGACCGUUUAUUGAUCAGUGGACGUGUUUGUGGGAUGAGCUACAGUUUUGGCUGGAGCAACGGCCACGGGCCAUGUUACCCAUCAAGACAACGGGGAUAGGCGGUGGCCAGAUAUUUCCUGAAAUUCUCUUCGCACAUUGGGCUGCCAUAUCUGGAAAUCAAUUAUACCAUGCGGCAUGUAUUAUAAUGUUGGACAUGAAGCCGCCGGAGGAGAUGGUUCCGCCGUCCAAGCCGCACUUCUCUGCUGUAUGGCACGCUCGGCGCGUAUGUGGGAUCUCACUCACAAACCCCCAUAGCGGAAAUCUGAUCAACGCCAUCCAGCCACUGUACAUUGCCGGAAGACUUCUCAGUCAUUACAAAGAACAUGUUGAGGUGGCAAAGCUCUUCAAAAUUGUUGAGGAGACGACCGGUUGGGGUGCUCUCUGGAGGCUCAAGGAUCUCGAGCGAGCUUGGGGGCUUCCCGUCAAUGUAGAUGCAUAUGAUAACCUCUUACAUUUACUUUUCAUUGCGUAA